Molecule: messenger RNA, 321 nt
Organism: Babjeviella inositovora NRRL Y-12698
Lineage: Eukaryota; Fungi; Ascomycota; Pichiomycetes; Serinales
Exons: 1
Coding region: 1-321 (106 amino acids)
Source: RefSeq, a predicted model, not a curated record
AUGAAACUUGCGCUAGUGCUAUAUAUAUCCACUUUCUAUCUCUUGGGAUUUGCAGCGGCCUACCAGCAAUACUGCAAAUGCCAGUGUGCUUCCAACUACACCAUUUUUGCCGUGGACAAUUGCGGGAACUGCACAAAGUCCUUCUGUCUCACUGAAUACGCAAAUAUCUGCUCCGAAGUAGCAGAGGACACUAUCAAUAUCAGUUGUUUCCAGAUAGAAUCCUUCAAAGAUCAAUUUAUCGUGUAUGGCUUUAUCGUGACCGUGAUAGGCUUGUUGGUGUAUGCCGUGAAGGGCCACCGGGUGCUUGACAACUUGAGGUAG